Messenger RNA from Prunus mume (Japanese apricot), 1105 nucleotides. The record is from RefSeq and is a predicted model, not a curated record. Lineage: Eukaryota; Viridiplantae; Streptophyta; Magnoliopsida; Rosales; Rosaceae.
CCUCCUUUCGAAAUCCCUGCCAAAAUGGAACAAAACCUCUCGGCCCAAAUCCUCCCCAACUCACUCUCCAACCACCAAGACGACGUCGUGGCCGCCGCCGACGACGACGACCCACCGCCGCCCCUAAGCCUUCAAGCCCUAGAAGCUCUCAAGGAGUUCCUAGCGGAGCAAAGCCAGCCCUUACCUGACGCCGCCGCCGAGAGCCGAGCCGCAGACUCGGCAGCUCCAGCUCUCAUCUCCGAAGACUGGAGACUGAGCCAGUUCUGGUACGACCCCCACACCGCCGAAACCCUAGCCCAAGAGGUCCUCACUCUCUGCAACUCGCUCCCCGACUCGGCCGCUAGGGUUGCUUGCGUCGCUUGCCCCUCACUCUACGCCUAUCUCAAGAACAAUGAUUCUGACGUGCCUGUGCAACUGCUUGAGUAUGACAAGCGGUUUGAGCAGUACGGGAGUGAUUUCACGUUUUAUGAUUACAACCGACCUGAAGACUUGCCAUUGGAGCUCAAGCAUGCUUUUGAAAUUGUAGUUGCUGAUCCCCCUUACCUGAGUCGGGAGUGCUUGGAGAAAGUUGCUCAAACUGUUUCAUUUCUUGCACGAUCAGAAAAAUCUUACCUGCUUCUCCUCACAGGAGCGGUGCAGAAAGAGAGAGCAGCUGAACUCAUGGGAUUACAUCCAUGUGGUUUUAGGCCCCAACACUCUAGCAAACUAGGAAACGAGUUUCGGCUAUUCACAAACUAUGAUCCUGCCAUGAGAUUAGAAGGGUGGGAUGUUGAGAAGUAGGAACUCUUUAUUCUCUUGUGACCCUAAACUGAUUCAACUGCUGGAGAAUCAAACUGUGUCGCCUGCUAGGCAUAUUCUGGAUGCUAGAAAGAUGAUGUCUGAAUCUGUCAUGUGGCAUCAAUUCAGGCUAAAGCAGAUCAGUAUACAUUGCUACUCCAGUCUGUUUUAUCAUCUGUAGUUGUUCUCCCCACCCAACUUUUGUAAGCCAAAUUUGAUUUGUUAUGUGUAUUUGCAUCGCCCAAAAUUUCACAGGAUAGAAAUGUAUCUUCUUUUUUUAUUGGAAGAUAAAUCGAGAUCCUCUGAUCAGUACUUGCAUCAUGACAAA